This is a messenger RNA of Symbiodinium sp. CCMP2456, 197 nucleotides long. Lineage: Eukaryota; Dinophyceae; Suessiales; Symbiodiniaceae. The record is from the annotation of a GenBank genome assembly.
AUGCAGAUCCGGUCCACCAUGCACGCGUUCGCCGCCAUCCGCAAAGACGGCACAGUCGUGACUUGGGGCCGCGUCGACGCAGGCGGCGACAGCAGCGCUGUGCAGACGCAGCUCACUGGCGUGCGGGAGAUUGCAUCGACGGGCUACGCAUUCGCGGCCAUCCGUGACGAUGGGAGCGUGGUGACUUGGGGCCGGAG